Molecule: messenger RNA, 1210 nt
Organism: Malus domestica (apple)
Lineage: Eukaryota; Viridiplantae; Streptophyta; Magnoliopsida; Rosales; Rosaceae
Source: RefSeq, a predicted model, not a curated record
CUGGAGAAACUGGCUGAUUCCUUGGAUGGUGCCUGUUUCGGACUGCUUCUGAAAAGGCUAAAAACAUCUUCUACCAACUAAAAGUUCUUUUGACAGCAUUUGGUAGAAAAACUUAAAACCGCUUCUUGGUCAUAGAAGCAUUUUGUGGACAAGCACCUGCUAGAUGCUUCUUAAAGAAGCACUCCCAAGUGCUUUUACAAGUAAUAUUUGGAUUUACAGAAGCAGUCCUAAACGAGCUCUAAUUAUCCUUUUCUUUACCCCCGGCAGAAUCUAAAGUAUUAGUAAUGACAAUAUUUUGCAGGAUAUGUGCUGGAGUACUUCAAAGACAAUGAAGCUGUGACUGAAGACAAUUGUUCUACUAAGCAAAUCAAGGGGUAUAAAUGUGUGCUCGAUUCGAAGGCAACAGAAGACAAUUUGGAUAAAUUUGCAAGAUGGGAGCCUGCACAUGGAAGUUUCAACUUCAAACAUCCAUGGAAACAGUACCUCAAGAUUGGCGCAUCGAUGCGCAGUUGUGCUUACUGCGUCAAGGCUCUCAGCGCUUGUAUGGAGUCGGAAAUUAAGACGCCGGCUAGAAUCGGAAACCUAAAGAAGCAUUUCAGCAAUGCCUGUAAGACAACAAACAUACAUUCUUCAGACAUCUUGACAGAAAUGGUGAAAACAAUUAAAACCAUGAAAAAAUCAUCUGAGAUUGACUCAUUGGUUUGGGAGAUGAACAAAGCAGUGCAGGAGCUUCAAAAAUCUUUGAAAUCUGUGCCUAUCUGGCUUGUUUUACCGACAUCAGAAGCAACCGAUGAUGAUGGCAAAGGAGAACCCAUCGUAGCACCACUGGUGGAGGUUCUUCCGGUGACCACAUUGGUGUCUUUGCUGAUUGAAAAUGCAGCAAGAAUCAGUGGAAUUGUUGAUGCAGUCAAUGAGCUUGCAGGCCAGGCAGAUAUGAAGCCUGCACCCCAAGGAAAUAAAACGCAACACCAGACCGGUGACAAGCCCUCUGCAGGAGAGAAACUUCCAUUCAACGGGAAUGUCACUGUGACAGUUCCCCAUGCCAAUUGCGCAUUGCCGUAUGGUACCUAAGAUUAUGAAGCCAAUAGAGGCCCUUCGAAAAAUCUGUGUUACAGAGUGCUGCUUCUAUUAACUGUGUAUAUGUACAGAAAACAAGUCCGUUUGAACAGUUGAUUUUGCGAUUGCGAUUUACCAAUAAUGCGCAACUAAU